This is a messenger RNA of Sugiyamaella lignohabitans, 1788 nucleotides long. It is a transcript of the gene RTG1, whose product is annotated as Rtg1p. Gene Ontology annotation, biological process: regulation of transcription by RNA polymerase II. The record is from RefSeq and is a predicted model, not a curated record. Lineage: Eukaryota; Fungi; Ascomycota; Dipodascomycetes; Dipodascales; Trichomonascaceae. The coding region runs from base 1 to 1788 and encodes 595 amino acids. The transcript has a single exon. Gene Ontology annotation, molecular function: protein dimerization activity; DNA-binding transcription factor activity, RNA polymerase II-specific; RNA polymerase II cis-regulatory region sequence-specific DNA binding.
AUGCCUUCUGCUCCGUACAUCAAACGUGAGGAUGACGACGGCGGUGGUGGUCCUGGCGACUAUCCCGUUUUUCCCAGUGGAGGUAGUAAUAACAACAAUUAUGGCCCUGAUUCCCAGGCCAGAUUGAUGUCAAGAGAGGUUCUUACACGAGGUUUCAAUUCUUUUGAUGAUACAAAUGCCAAUCAAGCUUCAUCUAUGAUUGAUGAGUCGGAUUUAUUAGAUCUGGAAGGCAUCGGUUCGCCCGAGGUUCAAAAUGCUUAUGGACGAAACCAAGGUGCUCAACAAGGGAUAAGCUUGACUGCUGGAGCUGGUUCUAUUCCUGGCACUACUUCUAAUUUUGUGCACAGUGGUAAUAGUGUCACUUCAGCUACUUCGGCACCACGGGAUUUCUCUCGUAAUGCUGCACAACAGUCUUAUAAGUCUAAUUUACCACUCGGCACUACACCUCCUAUCCCCGAAUCAACAUCUCCUUUUGACAACUUUUUGUACAAUCAAGCGAGAUUUGGUGCAAACGCUAAUAAUACUGGCGGUAACAUCAACACGAACCAACAACAAGGCUUAGCAGCAAAUUCUGGUAACUUCCAACAACCAAGUGGUCAAUUGGCAGGCUUAGGCAAUCCUCAGAUCCAUAUACAGAACCAGUCUCACUCAUCGCAACCACAAACCCAGGGCCAGCAGCAGAAUUUUAUCAGCAGUAAACAUAAUAGAUUUCCCUCGACUGGAAACGCUUCUCUUGGUCCUGGUAGCUACACCUCCCCCAGACCAGAGUCUCAUGUUGAUAGAUUUAUGCAUGAAAACGCCAUAGCCAGUAACUCUAGUACUCCAAUUGGUUCAUAUGAUGGGAAUUAUUCGACCAGUCCAGGUUUCUCUGUGGGGUCUACUGGUGGCGGAUUUUCUCUGCCAAACUAUGGUAUUGGUGGGUCUUCUGCUGCUGGUGGUAGUAGCAGCAUAGGAAAGGCCAUGAUUCUCAAUUCUGACGAUAAACAGCAACAAUUACUAGAACGCAGAAGAAAACGACGAGAAUCUCACAACGCAGUAGAACGUCGUCGUCGUGAUAAUAUUAAUGAAAAAAUCAAGGAAUUGUCUGAAUUGAUUCCAGAGAAGUUUCUUAUGGCCGGCAUGGACCAACAGCUACUACAGAAAGGAAUGGACGACAGACCCAAUAAAGGUACAAUUCUAGCUCGUAGUGUUGACUAUAUUCGUCAAUUACAAGCCAUUAUUGACGACCAGAAUAGAGCUGAAUUAGAUCUUCAGGACCUUGUCAACUCACUCCAGCGUAACCUUGGCGUUGCUGUCACGGAAUACAAAUAUACAUCAGCCGAACUAGCUCUCUCAAGACUUGGAAUCGGUCCACAGAUCAGUGGUGCCACCCCUCCAGUAAUGCCCAACACAGGUAUUGGUACAGGAUCAGGCCCCGACGACCUGAAAUCACCAAUGUCGAACAGCAGCCAGUCAUCUCGACCGACCAACAACGAGUCUGGUGCUCUAUCCGACACAGCACAACCAAACCGGAAUCUCCCCGGCGGAUCUGGAUCCACUCAUAUUGGUGGACCCACCGCAGGUUCGGGUAACAAUUCUGCUAGUGGCAGCGGUAGUGGACAAAUGGCCACAAACACCCUGUCUCCAUCGCAACACCGAGGAAACCAGGGCGGUUCUCAUGAAGAUAGAUCCACCAAUGAAACCCCCGAGUUCACCCCGGAAUUCGACAUCGACUUCUACCAAAGGCAGGGCUAUGCGCCACAAGACGAGUCGGCCAUAUUCGAUGACGAUUACGGCUACAAUCGAUAG